UCCCAGCUAUAAAUUUACCCUUCGAGACUCGCUAGGUUUGCCAAACUGAAAAGCCUUAGGGCACUUUUUAAGAGAUCUAUACAAACAGAAAUUGUUUAUAUAGAUCUUCAGCGAAAAUGGCGAAUUCCUCUAGAAGGCCUAGUGGGUCAGUGUUGCUUAAAUCGGCGUUUGAGAGGUCAAUCUCACCUACCGGCCGGUUCUGUAACACCACCACCACCGCAACUGAUGCGAUGUCGUUCGCUUCGUACAGCAACUCUAGUUUUUAUUCCUCUCCGUCGACCGGGUGUUUCAAUCGAUCGGCUUCUCCGACGCGCGUGAAUAUUCACGCUCUGGCGCCGGUGAAUUCUACGCCUAGCGUUAGGUUCUCCAUUGACAGAUCCAUUUCUCCUCGGCGUUCCAUGGCGGUGUCUCAACGUGAUCAGGUGGUUCGAAAGCAGAUUCCGAAGAGAACGUGCUUAUGCUCACCUACGACACAUCCUGGUUCGUUCAGGUGUAGUAUGCAUAAGAAUGUGAAGAAUACUCCUUCGAUUUCGUAUUCGCCUAGCCGAUUGAAUGCACGGAGAUCGGCGAUGACGAAUUCACUGGUGCGUAUCUGGUCUGUUGAAGGUGAUUUGGUGAAACGAGCUUUGGCAGCUCUUAUUAGGCCAUCGUCGCAUCAUCAGAGACGUCGAGGUGACUUUCAACCGCGUCCUAGCCGGCUUUCCAGAAUGUCCAAAGCUGAUAACCUGUGAAAUUUCCGUUUCCGUGGUGUAACAGGUUGGUGAUUUUCAUAUAUUAACUGAGGCUCAUCUCUUGAGAGUUUUCCGGCGGUGGCGUCUGAUCCAGGCUGCGGUUCUUACUACUCCGGUGGUGAAAUGCAAGCUAUAGGGCAAUUUUGAUGCAGUAUGGAAGUAGUAGAAUUCUCCCUUGUACAUAUGGUGUUGUUGCAGUAACUGAUUGCAAUUGAA
Molecule: messenger RNA, 947 nt
Organism: Solanum stenotomum
Lineage: Eukaryota; Viridiplantae; Streptophyta; Magnoliopsida; Solanales; Solanaceae
Exons: 1
Coding region: 117-731 (204 amino acids)
Source: RefSeq, a predicted model, not a curated record